AUGUCUAUAGAGUCUGUUUCCUCGUUUGAUAGAAAAACCGUUGAGGAAGUAAUACCAGACGAUACUGGCUCAGACGUACUCGCUGAACGCCAAUUGGGGGUGCCCAGUGCAGUAUUUUUGAUAAUUAACAAGAUUAUAGGCGCAGGUAUAUUCUCUACACCUGGAACGGUGCUCAAGAAGUCAGGUAGCGUUGGCCUUGCCUUGAUUUUGUGGCUGGUAGGUGGUAUUAUUUCCGCCUGUGGUAGUAUUGUGUUACUGGAAUUGGGUACAGGUGUGCCUGUGUCUGGUGGGGUAAAAAACUAUCUUGAAAGAUUCAUUCCGUCUCGUCGCCUAGCUGGAACAUGUCUAUAUGUAUUCUACUGCAUAAUAUUGCAGGUUUCAGCUGGAAACUGUAUUACGUUUUCAAAUUAUUUACUCCUCGCUACGCAAACUGAGGUUACAACAUGGAAGCUGCGCGGCGUUGGAAUCGCUGGGAUAUCAUUUGCAAUAUUACUUUUUGCUUUCUUUCCCAAAAUUGCUAUGAAGAUCAACAAUCUACUCGGAGUCGUCAAGGUGUUUAUGUUAUUGUUUGUUAUUGCUACUGGUUUUGCUGCUCUUGGAGGGGCCAUCAAGGUAGAUAAACCUGACAAUUUCAACACAAGUACUUUGUUUGAUGGAACGCUUAAUAAUGCGUCAAAUAUAUCAUCUGCACUUUUGAGUGCAAUUUAUUCCUAUCAAGGCUAUGAUAAUGCUAAUGCGGUGUUGAGUGAAGUGAAGAACCCAGUUCGAACCCUUAAAAUAGCUCUUCCUCUGGCAAUGUCAAUGGUGACUAUAUUGAAUAUACUGGCCAAUGUUGCAUAUUUCUCUGGUGUGUCGUUAGACCAGUUCCAUAAUUCCAGUGUAACAGUUGCUGGAAGCCUUUUCAGUAAUGUGUUCGGCGAAAACGCAGGUACAAGAGCAUUACCAGCAUUGGUGUCACUAUCGGCCUUAGGACAUCUAAUAGGUAUAUCAAAGACAAUCCCAGUAAUCAUUCAGGAACUUUCAAAAGAGGGUGCUUUGUUGUUUAAUAAUAUUUUUACAACAUCAAAACCAUAUGGCACACCGAUAGCUGCUCUGGCACUACACUUGAUAGUCACAAUCAUAUUUGUCGUGGCACCGCCAGCUAACGAAGCUUUCGAUUUCAUUACUUCGCUAUCUAGCUACCCAACUACACUGAUGUUUUUUCUGUGUAGCUUGGGAAUACUAAAGUUGAGGUAUUAUGACAAAGAUUGGGAUCCUCCAUUCAAGAGCCCUUUGAUAAUCAUUGUUUCUUUCAUUAUAGCCAGUCUCUUUCUUCUUAUUGCACCUUUCCUUCCACCUGAACACAACAGCUCAAAAAUACCUUAUUAUCUAUCAAGUGUUGUUGCUUUGGCAAUAGCUUUUCUCGGUAUACCGUAUUACCUUGUUCGCUUUAUUCUACUUCCAAAAAUGUUCAAGUAUGAGCUUGUGCCAGAAGUAAGACACUUACCUGAUGGGUCAAGGGUGACGCGAUAUCAAAAAGUUUCUACUAAUUAA
Messenger RNA from Wallemia mellicola CBS 633.66, 1533 nucleotides. Its product is annotated as amino acid transporter. The record is from RefSeq and is a predicted model, not a curated record. The coding region runs from base 1 to 1533 and encodes 510 amino acids. Gene Ontology annotation, biological process: amino acid transmembrane transport. Gene Ontology annotation, molecular function: L-amino acid transmembrane transporter activity. Lineage: Eukaryota; Fungi; Basidiomycota; Wallemiomycetes; Wallemiales; Wallemiaceae. Gene Ontology annotation, cellular component: membrane. The transcript is spliced from 4 exons.